This is a messenger RNA of Periconia digitata, 2134 nucleotides long. Lineage: Eukaryota; Fungi; Ascomycota; Dothideomycetes; Pleosporales; Periconiaceae. The record is from the annotation of a GenBank genome assembly.
UGGCAAUGACAGCAUGCUCCCCCCACGCUCUCGUCUCGCCCAGCCCUCCAUCCAUCAUCCCUCAUCCAUCGCUCAUCUGAACACCAUGCAAGCACGCACGCACGCACGCGCACGAACCCUUGCUGCCAGGUAUCUCUGUAUGCACAUAGAUCCAUACAUACACUGGUCCGGUCUGUGUACAUGGACACACACACACACACACACACACUCAUACAUACGCACGAGCACGAUGCGAUGCGAUGCGAUGGGCGCACUGUGAAGCUGAUGACCCCCCUUGUGGUUUCAUUCCACCAUCUCAUUUCCCCCUCCACACGAACAUGUAGGUACAGCGGGGGGGCGUAAAUUUUCCCAUCCACUCCAUGAGCCGAGGAGGUUUUGCGGCGGGCGUAGCUAGCGUCGACGACGAUGGUGAGAGGGACCGUGCAGCGAUAGGAUAGGAUGGGAUGCAUCGGGGACUAAGCCGCAUAGGGCGCUUGCCCCGCGCCGCUCCUGCUCUGCUCUCGCGUGCUGCUGGCUGCUGCGAGCGAGUGAGUGAGUGCCUGAGUGCCUGGCUUGCCUGCCCGCCCGCCCGCCGCCUGUCCUGCCCUGCCCUGCUGCCCUGCCCUGCACUCUCGCAAGCUGCUGCUGGCGCUACUCUCUGCAGGCAGCCAGAGACACAGAGAGUGGGAGACUGGACGCUGCUGCUGCUGCUGCUGCUGCUGUGUUGCGGGGAAAGCCAUCAACUACUACCACCCGCCGCUAGCUACUACUACACCUAUUGCGCUUCACCACUCGUUGCUCUGCACGCUCUGCAUCGUCGCCCUGGCCAGGCCGGCUCCCGACUCCCUCCCUCUCCCUCCCACUCCCCAUUUCCACAUUGCCCUUCGUGUCUCAUUGCUUGCCCAUUGUUGUCUGCAUUUGUCUUGCCUGUUGCUGCAUUCAUCCCCUCGCCUUUGUCCCGGUAUGACUGACUGUCCACCUCACUCGCCGUCAUGCACAAUUACGAGCUGGCGAGCUGGCCGCCCGCCGCCACCAGCAACGCCUUUACCGCUCUCCGAGCAAGGCACAUGAGCCCAUGGUAGUGAGCGAGCAAGCACCACAUCAGCCUGCCAUUUCGGAGCAUCCGCUAUGACAUUUCCAUCCACAUCCCCGACUAGCUCAAGGCUUACCCUCCCACACACACACACACGCUCACCAGAGUAAGAGAGAGAGAGCCUCACCACCCACACCACCUCCCUCGUCGUAACCCGCCAGAUUAUCUCCCAUUCAUCUGUCCAUGUACACACUGGUACCUGCGCCUCUACCUGCCCUGUCCCUCCCUACCCUGCCCCGCCUUGCCUUGCCGCCUGAUCCCCCCCCUGGUGAACAUCACCACCUUUGUUCCAAGACAAAAAGUAAAAUGACACGCCGCGAUGCCCUGCCCUCGCUCGACAUGUGAAAUAUGGGGGGGGGGGGGGGGGUUUAGUUAGCAUGUCAUCUCGUUGCCUUUGCGACCGCGAGGUCAAUGCUCUGGAGAUAAGCCAGCACUCCAGACGCAAUCGCUCGCUUUACAAAGAAAAAAAUAUAGACGACUACGGAUCGGCUGCAAUCAUGGCCUUACUUUUUCACUCCCUGGCCCUCCCUCUCCUCCGCCGAUUAAUCUCGGAGCACCCCAAUAUCCUUUUUGUAAGCUAAAACACAAUUACCUCCACGGUAAUGCCGGUGCUACAGCCCCCCCUUCAUAUAAUUCAUUCCCUUGGAGACUCCCCCUUUGGGUACAGCCUUCCGUUCCCGUUGUUUGACCAUUUAUUCUUGCCUCCGGGGAAGAUAAUUGCCCUUUUUGGAUUAUGCUCUCUCUCUGUCUUUCUCUUGUUCGUUGCAGCGAGUCAAUGUCUUGAAACUUAGUAGCUGGUUCGCGCUCGCGGCCGUACUUUUUUUCGGUACUACCAACUCGGCGCCAUUGUCCACCACCUGUUGGACUGACUAUUGUUACUGUGCUAACUUGGCUGGCCAAAAAGGCGGUCAACCAAGCAAGAAGCCAGCCCUGGCACCAACAUCUCCCUCUUCUCUUUUCCGCCCGUUUUCCUAUUUCCCCCGUUCUUCUUCUCCUCUUCAAUCUGUCGUGCCUGCUUACUAAACACGUGCCCCUCCCAUCCUUCCACGGAUCAGACGGCCG